UGGCUGCACCCAUGCAUGCUGAACCUGACACCUGAAGCACCUCAAAGAGCUGGGUGUUCAGGUCUCAGGUGACGGUGUCGGUGUCACAAAAUGGCUCUUCUGUCCCUUCCGCCCCGAUUUCAGUGGAUAGCCGAGAAUGUGGCCAGCGCUUUUAACAUCAAAAAUGUGGAGAGCACCAUCCAAGAGAACCUGAACCACAAGAAGCUUACAGAGUUCUUGGAGGGGAAGACCAAACAGCAACACAUUUUCUUCUUCUACCAGCGUCCGGACACGCAGAACGAGCACAACGAGCUCGUGGACAGUCACAAGGACAGCAAGCUGACCAUCACCACUGGGGAGAACGAGCGCAUCAAGAGUUUUGCUGUCUACUUCCUCCGGACGGUGCCGCAGGACAAGGCCAUCAAGACAGAUGUGUUCUCAGACCACGAGCUUCUCUUCGGAGAAGUGACCGCCAAUCCCUUGGAGAGUCUGAGCGCCACCUUGGCCAACAUUUUUCAGCCCAUCAGCGCGCGUGGCCGCACAGAGAUCCAGUGGGGCCAGUGUGACCAGGAGCAGAAGGUGGAGUUCCUGUCGUCCUUCGAAAAGUUCUCCGUGGAGCUUUCGGAGUCCAUCAGUGCCUUAAGCGCGGGCAUCGUGUUGAAGAAGGACCUGCCUUCGGGGCUUUUCCUGGAUCCGAGCAGCCCGCAGUACCAGGACAUGCUGAGAGAGAAUCCGGAGGUCAUUGGCGAGUACGGAGCUCUAUUGGAAUCCUGGUGUCGCGACAUUGAACGAUACCUGGAAGAAGGUUUGGAUCAACAAGCUGUUGAGAAGGAGCCAGGACCGCGUGGUGAGCUCGACUUCUGGCGCAGCCGCAUGCAAAAGAUCACCUCCAUCACGGAGCAGCUCAAGGGCCGCGAGUGCAAGGCGGUCUUCGACGUGCUUCACGCCGUGACGCGGCACGGAGGCAGUGACGUGGCGCCUAAGAGCCGGCAGACCGUCUUCAAUACACUGAGAAGAUGGAAACAAAUCGACAUCUCCAUCACCGAAGCUUUCAACGAAGCGAAAGACAAUGUGAAGUAUUUGACGACCUUGGAGAAGUUCAUUGAGCCUUUGUACAGUGGGAGCCCAUCCCAGAUCAUCGACGCCCUCCCGGCCUUGCUGAACUCUGUCACCAUGAUCCACACCAUCGCGCGGUAUUACAAUACCUCCGAGCGCAUCACGAACCUCUUCUCCAAGAUCACCAAUCAGAUGAUCGUCAACUGUCGGUCCUGCAUUAUUGGUGAUUGCGAGGAUGCAUCACAUUUGUGGGAUAUUUUGCCACCAGAGCUCAUCAAGAACUUAGAGGUGUGUUUGAAGCUCAAUGAGGCCUAUCAAGAGCAAUACAACCUCACCAAAAGCAAGCUCAUGACCUUGCCGAAGGGCAAGCAGUUUGACUUCAACGAGAGCUUGAUCUUCGGGCGCUUCGACCUUUUCUGCCGAAGAGUGGUGAAGCUCAUCCACAUGUUCGGCACAGUGCACCAAUUCAAUCAGCUGAAGAUCCACUUGAAAUCCAUGGACGGGAUCCGGCAAUUGGUCGCAUCUUUCCAAAACAUCGUGGACGACUUCAAAGUGAAGCGUCAUGACUUGCUGGACUUCCUGAACAAUCGCUUUGACCGAGACUAUGUGGAGUUCAAUGUGCGUGUGAGUGAGUUGGAGAGCCGAUUACAAGAGUUUAUCAACCAAUCCUUCCACAACAUCGCCUCCAUCGAUACCUCCUUGAAGCUUCUGAGCAAAUUCCAAUCGAUUCUGCAGAAUGGCAGCUUGAAGACCGACUUGGAGUCGAAGUUCUCGGUGAUUUUCCACAACUACGGUCAAGAGCUGGAGGUGCUGAAGGAGGUGUACGAGAAGCAACGGGGCUCACCGCAGUUCGUGCGGAACAUGCCCCCGGUGGCUGGGAACAUCAUGUGGUCCAGGCAGCUGCUGCACCUCAUCAUGGAUCCCAUGCGCCGCUUCCACUUGAACCCCUUGGUGCUGGCCGGCGGCAAGGAGGCCAAGCGCAUCACCAAGAUGUACAACAAGAUGGCCAAGACCUUGGUGGAGUUUGAGAUCGUUUGGCAUCAGGCUUGGAUGAGCUCCUUGGAGACCACCAAAGCAGGACUCAACGCCACGCUGAUGAUCAAACAUCCCGAGGAUCAGAAGUAUCACGUGAACUUUGACUCCGAGAUUUUGCAGCUCAUGAGGGAAACCAAGAUCAUCGACCGCAUGGGGCACAUCGACAUCCCUGAGAGUGCUCGGAUGAUCCUGCUCCAGGAAAAGAAGCUGAAAGCUUACUACAACGAGCUGAACUUCUUGUUGCAAGAGUAUCGACGAGUCACGCAGAUGGUGAAGCCGAUCACUGCCAACUUAUUGAAACCGCACUUGGAGCACCUGGAGUUGCAGUUGAGGCCUGGCAUGGUCACUUUGACCUGGAUGUCCAUGAACUUGGAUACCUAUCUCAAGAGCGUUUGGGAUGCUUUAGCCCAGCUGGAACAGCUGAUUUCGGGCAUCAACGACAUCAUGGAAAGCCUAGUGGAUGCAAACCUUCGCCUGGUCUCCCGCGUGUUGUUGGCAGACCUGCCCGAGGACACGCGUUUGGUGUCCCUGGACGACUUUGUGGACCUUCAGGAGCGGCAUGUGCGACGCACCACCGAGUGGCUGGUGGCCAAGAACCAGGAGACCGAGGAGGCGGUCAAUGACAUGCUGGGCACCAUCGUGGCCUUCCCCUUGGAUCCGCAUGUGCGCGGCAUCUCCGAAAGCGAGAUCAUCAAAGUGAAGGCCCACUAUAACUGGAGUAUGUACCAGUCGCUGCUCGCAGCCACCAAGCGGUCCCUCCACAAGGUCAAGGAGCGCCUCGCGGCACGGAAGCAGUCAGACGGCUCCCCAUUGCCACCCAUCUUCGAGGUGGAGCUGCAGCUGAAUGGCCUGGGCGUGUGUUUGCAGCCGUCCAUCGAGGAGAUCCAAAGCGCCGUGAAUGGCGGGGCCAUUGCGGUGCUGAAGAGCUCCAAGAUGAUCGAGGCCUGGGACACUGUGACCAUCCCCAAAAACGUGCAGCUCUUGUUGAAUCCCAACCUCCCUCCUGUUCGGGGCAGUGGUUCUCAAGGGACCUUCUAUGAUCGAGUGGCACAAGAUAAAGAGAUUCUGCGAGUGGUGCUGCUGCUCACCGGCAGUAUUCAGAACGCCCGGAACGGGAAGGAUGAGUAUUUGAAGGACUUUGAACGCUGGAGCUGGCUCUGGAACCGCGACAUCGAUGAGGAGUAUCGGAAGUUCUUGCGCACCGAGCCGUCUUUGGACGAGUUCGAGGCGCGUUUGAGGUCCUUCGCACGCCUGGGCGACGAGUUCCAGCUAAUCGAUGCCAGCCGUCAGAUCUCGGCGCUCUCCUUGCAGGCAGGCAACCUGGCCAGGAGCCUCAGAGAGCUAGCAGGCCGAUGGAAGGAAUCCUUUGCCAAAGAGCUGCACAAGAAGGCCUUCCUGCGGCUGGAGGCUUUGAGCGAGGUCAUCAAGUCGACCAUGAAGAAGCUGAGUCAGGAGGUGGCAGAUGGGGACAUCGAAGCCUUGGGCCAAGUGAUGCGCACCCUGCGCGAGGUCCGAGAGAAGCAGGGUGAGAUCGAGUUGGAAUUGGAACCCGUCGCCCAAAUGUAUGCCAUGUUGACUUGCUACUUGCCCAACAUCCUGGACAAGGAGGAACAGGAUGCCCGCAGCAUGCUGCAGAGUAGCUGGACCCGCUUACUCGCCGAGAGUGAGACCAGGCACCUGGAGCUCACGGUGAAGCAGGUGCACUUCAAGCGAAAUCUCAUCAAGACGGUGCAUUCCUUCAAGCGCGACGUGGAGAAGUUCCGGCGCGACUACGAGGAGCGCGGGCCCAUGGUCAAGGGCAUCCGCCCGGGACAGGCCGUGGAACGCCUGAAGCGCUGCAAGGAGGAAUUCGAGGUGCACGCUCGGAAGCGGCAGAUCUUCGGCUUGGGCGAAGACUUGUUCGGCUUGCCCCACCAGAGCUACACGCAACUGGACCAGACGGAGAAAGAGUUGGACUACCUCAGUCAGCUCUAUGACUUGUACACCGCCGUCCUGGAGACUAUUGGCAGGUGGAAAGACUACCUGUGGGUGGAUGUGCCUGCACAGAUGGAGAGUAUGAAGAAGGAGGCGGAUCAGUUUGCGUAUCGCUGUAAGAAGAUGCCACCGCAGCUGCGCGAGUGGCCGGCAUACCAUGAGCUCAAGAAGGAGAUUGAAGAUUUUCAGCACAUCCUGCCCAUUCUCAUGGAGCUCUCCAAGAAGAGUAUUCAACAGAGGCACUGGCAGCAGGUGAAUGACAUCACCGGAAAGGACCUCCAAGUGGAGAGAGAGGACUUCAAACUCCAGUCAUUGAUCGAUGCCAAGCUGAAUGAUUUCAAAGAUGAAAUCCUCGACAUCACGGAAUCGGCCGAUAAACAGCAGAUCAUCGAAGAGAAGCUCGCAGAUAUCACGGCCCUUUGGAACACCACCCGCUUCGAGUUCUCCACGUCGAAGGGUCGGGAGACGCCCUGCGUGUUGGUCGGGCACAAAGUCACGGAGGUCCAGGAAAGCCUUGAGGAGACGCAGAUGAUCUUGAACGCUAUGAACGCCCAACGGCAAUCCGCGCCCUUCAAGGAAGAGUUGGUGGCAUUGAUCACGACCUUGUCGGACACGGCGGAUAUCAUCGAACGUUGGUACAAGGUGCAACAAAUGUGGACCUCCUUGGAGUCCGUCUUCACCGGUGGCGACAUCGCCAAGCAGAUGCCGGCGGAAGCCAAGAAGUUUCAGCAGAUCGAUAAGGACUGGUUGAAGAUCAUGCAUAAAUCUGCCGAGACAUUGAAAGUGGUGGAUUGCUGUCAAAAUGAGCUGCUGCGACAGAUGUUGCCAGUCCUUCUUGCUGGACUUGAGACCUGUCAGAAGUCUUUAGAGAGCUACUUGGAAGGGAAGCGGCAGAAGUUCCCGCGCUUCUUUUUCACCUCUGACCCGGUGCUGCUCAAGAUCCUCUCGCAGGGUGGCAGCGACCCCGAUACGAUCCAGGACGACUUCGAAAAGCUCUUCGAUGCCAUCAGCCGCGUGACCUUCGACAAACUGGACCGACGGAAGAUCAAAGAGAUCAAGAGCGUGGCGGGCACGUCGGAGGAGAAGGUCGUUUUGCAGGCACCUGUCAUGGCACAAGGCAACAUUGAAGAAUGGCUCCAGAACCUGGAGGUGGAGAUGAAGCGCAGCGUGCGCCGGGACUGCCGUGUGGCGGCCCAAGAGUGCGGCCACGUGUGUGCGGGCGUCUCCGUGCAAGCUUUUGCCGACAAGUACAUCGCACAGGUGGCCUUGCUGGGGAUCCAACUCAUUUGGACCGCGGACUUCCAAAAUGCCUUGUCCUUCGCGUCACGCGAGAAGGACAAGUCCGUGAUGAACGCCACGAAUCGGAAGUUCCUGGCACUCCUGCAGGAGUUGACGGCGAUUUGUCUUCAGGGCGAUCUGUCGAAGUUGAAGCGGGUGAAGUAUGAGACACUGGUCACCAUCCAUGUGCAUCAGAAGGAUCUCUUCCAAGAGGUCCUCAAGAAGCCCAAGGAUCAACGCGUGAAGGAUGAGAACGACUUCGAAUGGCUCAAGCAGACGCGCUUGUACUGGAGCACCGAGACGGACCACGCCGUGAUCAGCAUCGCUGACGUGGACUUCAUCUAUUCCUAUGAAUACCUGGGUUGUAAGGAACGACUGGUGAUCACUGCUCUCACCGACCGCUGCUACUUGACUCAGUCCCAGGCCCUGGGCAUGUACUUUGGCGGCGCACCCGCUGGACCCGCCGGAACCGGGAAGACGGAGACCACGAAGGACAUGGGACGGACGCUGGGGAUUUUCGUGGUGGUCACCAACUGCUCUGACCAGCAUCGCUUCAAAGACAUGGCAAAGAUCUUCAAAGGCUUGUGCAUGAGCGGUUUGUGGGGCUGCUUCGACGAGUUCAACCGCAUCGAGUUGGAGGUCCUGAGCGUGGUGGCCACCCAAGUGGAAUCGAUCAUGCAAGCAAAGAAGCAGAACUUGAAGAACUUCAUGUUUCCGGGUGAGCCAUAUCCCAUCAAAUUGGUCCCGUCUGUGGGCUACUUCAUCACCAUGAACCCUGGCUAUGCAGGGCGGCAAGAGCUUCCGGAGAACUUAAAAGUCCUGUUCCGUAGCGUCUCGAUGAUGGUGCCCAACCGCGAGACCAUCAUGCGCGUGAAGUUGGCCUCCGCGGGCUAUGUGGGCAUGGAUGGACUGGCGAAAAAGUUCAACAUCUUAUACAAGCUUUGCGAGCAGCAGUUGAGCAAGCAGCGCCACUAUGAUUUUGGCCUGCGCAACAUCCUCAGUGUGCUGCGGCAAUCGGGCUCGGUGAAGCGGGCGAACCCGGGUGAAGCGGAGGAAGAGAUGCUCUUCAUGCGCACCGUGCGGGACAUGAACUUGUCCAAGUUGGUGGCGGAUGACGUUCCUCUCUUUAUGAACUUGCUGGAGGAUCUCUUCCCCAAGGUGACCGAGACGCCAGAGAUGACCUACAAGAGCUUGGAAGACACCGUGAGGCGCCUCGCUGAGACCCAACGGCUCCAUGAGAAGGACACCUGGAUGUUGAAGAUCAUCCAGCUCUAUGAGAUCUCUUUGGUCCGGCACGGCUUCAUGCUCGUGGGGCCCACGAUGUGUGGCAAGAGUCGUAUCAUGCAAACCUUGACGCAAGGCAUGAGCGAAGACCCGGAGAAGCCCACGCCACACAAGCUGGUGGUCAUGAACCCCAAGGCCAUUACCGAUGCGCAGAUGUACGGCGUGAAGGAUGGUGAUGAGUGGACUCCGGGAGUCUUCGCCUCCCUUUGGCAGCAACGCAACAACCGGGCCUCGAAGUACAACUCCUGGAUCGUGUGUGACGGGCCCAUUGAUGCGAUUUGGAUUGAGAAUUUGAAUACUGUGCUGGAUGACAACAAGAUCCUGACCUUGGCGAACAACGACCGCAUUCCGAUGACGGACAAUUGUCGCAUCGUCUUCGAGGUGGAGAGCCUUCGAAACGCCAGUCCGGCCACGGUCUCGCGGGCUGGAAUCAUUUAUGUGUCGACAUCGGAUUUGGGCUGGGGCCCUUUGGUGGAAAGCUGGCUGCUGCAGCGCUUGGAAUUGGGUGCAACUAGACAGCAGGAAGUCACUGUGCUACGAAAGACCUUUGAGAGCUGGCUGCGGACGCCUCCACCCGAUGCCGGUGUGGCCGUGGACUUCUUCGAUUGGAACGCGCGGAACUUGAAGGGGGUCAUGAGUACCAACGAGACGAUCUUGAUCGCCAACAUUCUCAACUUGCUUUCGGCCAUGCUCCGCAUGCAUGUGCAAGUGAACGAGGCCAUCAGCGAGGCUGCAUGCAUUCGUGUCUUCGCGUACUCGGUGGCCUGGGGCAUGGGCGGUCUACUGGAGCCCGACGGGCGCAAAGCUUUUCAUGCCAAGCUGUGCGAAGUGAUGGAGCAAGCAGGCCAUGGCCAGUACGCGCCACCCUGCCGCGAGGGCGAGACCAUCUUCGAGUUCGUCCCCGAUCCAGGGGACCGGAGCCGGCCGUGGAAGCACUGGGCACCAGCGGAAUGGAAAGUCCCGAAGAUCUUACGCUUCUCUGCUUUGCUGAUUCCCACGAUCGACUCCUGUCGCGCGGGGUACCUGAUCGAGGUGAUUGCCAAGUUGGACCUGACCCGAACACCGCCGAAUUACAAGUCUUCCCUGAUGGUGGGCGCCGCGGGAACUGCGAAGACCUCCACGGCCAAGAUGUUUUUGAACAAGUACCCCGUCGAUGUGAUGCUCUCGAAACGCCUCAACUUCUCGAGUGCGACCACCCCACUGGGCUUGCAAAAGGCCAUUGAAGGAGAAGUGGAGAGGAAGACAGGGAAGACCUUCUGCCCGCCUGGUGGGAAGCCACUCACCGUUUUCUUGGAUGAUGCAUCCAUGCCUUUGGUGAACAAAUGGGAAGAUCAGGUCACCAACGAGUUGACGCGACAACUCAUGGAGUUUGGUGGCUUCUACUUCUUGGACCGAGACAAGCGCGGUGAAUUCAAGAGGAUCGAACACUUGACCUACAUUGCCGCCAUGAUGCAUCCAGGCGGAGGUCGAAAUGACAUCCCCAACAGGCUCAAGUCCAAAUUCUUCCUCUUCAACAUGGUCUUGCCCUCCACAGUGAGUGCGGACAACAUCUACGGCAGCAUCCUGCGCGCACGCUUCAACACCAAGCUGGGCGUCGAUGGUGGCGUCGUGGCGCUGUCGGCCAACCUCACGACGGCGACCAUCGCCCUGUGGACCAAGGUGCAGAAGGUGCUGCUGCCCACGCCCGCGAGGUUCCACUACAUCUUCAACUUACGUGAGCUGAGCCGCGUUUUCCAAGGCAUUAUGGAGACGCCGCUGGAGGUGAUGAAUGAUGAGGAGCGAUUGGUCUCGCUCUGGAGGCAUGAAUGCACCCGCGUCUUUGCUGACAAGCUCGCACGCGAGAAGGACAAGAGCCUGAUCGACAAGUUGGUGCAUGACUUUGCAUGCGAGCACUUCGGCGAGCAGCUGUCCACUUACACGAGUCCGACCACCUGGUGGUGCGACUUCCAGCGUGAUCGGCCUCCAGCUACAGAGGAUGAGGAAGAUCCAGUGGCACCGAAGAUCUACGAGCCGGUGUCAUCCCUGGCCGAUGUGUGCCGAAAGGCCUACGAGUAUUUGGCCAGGUUCAACGAGAAGAACCCUGCCAAGAACAUGAAUUUGGUGCUUUUCGAAGAUGCCUUGAUGCAUUUGAUGCGCAUCAACCGCACCAUUCAGCAGAAGCGGGGCAGCGCCAUGCUGGUGGGCGUGGGCGGCAGUGGCAAGCAGUCCUUGACUCGACUGGCCGCGUUCAUCUCGGGGCACCACAUUUUCCAAAUCACCAUCACCAAGACCUAUGGAGAGGUCCAGUUCUUGGAAGACUUGAAGGAGCUGUUUAUCAUCGCUGGACAGAAGGAUGAGGAUGUGACCUUUAUUUUCACGGACCAAGAUGUAAUCAAUGAGAACUUCCUUGAGAUCAUGAACUCCAUCUUGGCCACAGGGGAAGUGGUGGGUUUACUCCAGAAGGAUGAGAAGGAGGCGGUGUGCAAUGAGGUGAGGAAUGACUUCGCUUCCGAUUAUCCUGGGCAAGAGGAAAACACCACCAAUCUCUACAACUACUUCCUCAACCGGCUCCGAGACAACUUGCACAUUGUCCUUUUCUUCUCACCUCUCCAUCACAAGUUCGCGAUCCGCGCGCAGAUGUUCCCUGCCGUGUUCUCGGGCGUGAAUAUCAACUGGUUCUUGCCCUGGCCGGAAGAAGCCUUAGUGGCCGUCAGUGCGAACUUCCUGAAGAACUUCAAGAUCGACACCACCGAGGAGAACCGCAAUCGCCUCUACGAACUCAUGGCCUCCUUUCAGAAUCGCAUCAGUGACGUGUCCAAGGUCUACCUCUCGCGCAUGCGGAAGCACGUCUAUGUCACGCCCAAGAGCUUCUUGUGCUUCAUUGAGUACUACAAGAAGCUCUACGCAUCGAAGUAUGAGGACGUCAAUGUACAAGAGAAGAGCGUGAACAUUGGGCUUCGCAAGCUCGAGGAGGCAGCGAAGAGCGUGCUGGACAUGCAGGAUGACAUCGAACGCCAGGAGAAAGUCUUGAAGAUGGAAACGGAUAAGGUCACUGCACUGGUGAAGAAGGUCCACGGAGAGAAGCAGAACGCGGAGGAAAAAGCUGAAGAGGUGGGCAGCAUCGCCAAGACCUGCGAGGACAAUGCCAUGGCCAUCGACGCGGAUCGCCAAGAAGCCAAUCGGGAGCUACAGGAGGCCUUGCCCUACCUGCAUGAGGCGAACGCAGCUUGCCAGUCCAUCAAAGACAAGGACAUCGUGGAACUGAAGGGCAACAAGGCUCCCGUGGACAUCGUGAAAUUGACCUUCGACGGUUUGUUGCUCUUGAUGGGGCACAAGGUCACAGAGGUGAAGGUGGAAGACAAGCUCAUCAACAAGGUCUCAGGCACCUUCAUCAAGGAUUCCUUCGAUGAGCAUGCGAAGGCUGUGUUGAACGACAUGAACUUUUUGAGGAACCUCAAGAGGUUUGCGGAGAAUGAUCGCGACACCAUCAAUGAUGAGACCUGCGAGCUCAUCGAGCCCUACUUGCGCUUCGACCCGGAUCCCAACAAGAGCUGGGGCCCUUGGAAACACGCUGUGCUGGAUCAAAGCUUGGCCAAGAAAGCCAACGCAGCUGCUGAGGGGCUCUGUAAGUUCGUGGGUGCCAUGGUGAUGUACCAUGAAGCCUCCAAGAUCGUGAAGCCCAAGAUGGACUUCUUGAAGGUGCAAGAAGCCAAGCUGGAGAAGGCGCGUGGGGAGUUGGCCGAGGCGGAGGCGGAGCUCCACAAGGUGCAGAGCGAAGUGGCUGAGUUGGAUCGACAGCUUCAAGCGGCCUUCCAUGCCAAAGCGGAGCUCGAGGCCAGCAAAGAGGCUCAGAAGCGGAAGAUGGAUGCGGCCAACCGUUUGCUGAAAGGCCUGGAGACGGAGCAGGACCGCUGGACCGAGGACGCGGCGAACUUCGCCACGCGGCGCCUGGCGCUGGUGGGCGACGUGGCGCUGGCGGGCGGCUUCGUGACGUACUGCGGGCCCUUCAACUCGGAGUUCCGGGACAAGAUCACGCAGGAGAACUUCAUGCAUGACAUCCAGCAGCUGAAACUUCCGGCCAAUGACCGCGUGAAUAUCGUGGAAUUUUUGGUGGAUGAGGGCACCGUCGGCGAGUGGUCCUUGCAGGGUUUGCCCAGCGAUGAGCUGUCCAUCCAGAAUGCCAUCAUGGUUACUCGAUCCUCGCGCUACCCCUUGAUGGUGGACCCACAGGGGCAAGCCUUGGCUUGGAUCAAAAACAAAGAGCAUGAACGAAUUGCUUUGGAGCCGAACAUGUGCGUGACGACGCUUCAAAACCGCUUGCUGAAAGAUCAGCUGGAGUGUACCAUCAGUCAUGGCUUCUGUUUGAUCAUCGAAAACGUGGAGAAGGAAGUGGAUCCGAUCCUCGACCCUGUCUUGGAGAAGGCGGUGGUGAACAAGGGAUCGGCGACGUCCAAGAAGUUAGUGAUCCGGAUCGGUGAUGGAAACGUCGACUACGACGAGAGGUUUUGUUUGUACAUGACCUCGCGCCUGCCGAACCCCCACUUCAGCCCGGAGCUCUCAGCCAAGACGACGGUGAUCGAUUUUACGGUGACCUUGAGAGGCUUAGAGCAACAACUGCUGGGGCGGGUGCUCAACAUGGAGCAACGCGCCUUGGAAGAGAUGCUGGUGCAACUCAAGGAAGACGCCACCAACAACACCAAGAGCUUGCAGGCGUUCGGGAAGCAGCUCCUUGAAAGGUUGUCCAGCUCCAAAGGGAACCUGUUGGAUGAUGGAGAGCUGAUUGAAGUCUUGGCCAAUACCAAGGCGAAGGCGAAGGAUGUGGAAGGAAAGCUCGAGGAGGCACGUCAGAGGACCUUGGAGAUCGAUGAGAAACGGGAGCAGUUCCGCGCGGUGGCGACGCGAGGCAGUCUGAUGUAUUUCAACAUGACGGACAUGGUCUUAGUCAGCAAUCCCAUUACCCUGCAGCCAAGUGGUUGGAUGUACAGCUGUUCGUUGAAUCAGUUCCUGGAGCAAUUCGACUACUCCGUGAAGCAUUCCGAGAAGGUCCAGCCCACGGUGAAGCGCGUGGAGCGCAUCAUCGACUUCCUGACCUACCAGGUCUACCGAUACAUGAACCGAGGCCUUUUCGAGCGCGACAAGAUGAUGUUCAAGUUGAUGGUGGCCCUGAAGAUUUCGGUGGUGAACGGUGAUUUGACCAGCGAUGAUGUGAUGCUCUUCCUGAAGGCUGGGGGGUCCUUGGAUAAGAACGUGGAGAAGGAUUGCCCCUUCAGCAAGUGGAUGAACGAGAAGGUGUGGCUGAAUGCGAUCCAACUGACGCGCCAUGGCUUUGGCCCCGGGCAGAACCCCCUCUUCCGAGAUCUCACGGAUUUGCUUCAGAGGAACGACAUCGGUUGGCGAAAGUGGUUCGAUGAGAGCGAACCAGAGAAUUGCCCCGUGCCGGAGUACGAAGAUCGGAUUUGUGUCCUUCGAAAUCUUGGGCCUUUCAUCCGAUUAGCGUUGGUGCGAUCCUUACGGGAGGAUCGAGUUGGCAUUGCCUGUGCCCAAUUCAUUGACCAGCAGUUGGGCUCCAAGUUCACCGCACCAAUCACAGACACCAUCUUCGAAGUCUACCAGGAGUCCGGCGCUCGCAAACCGGUGCUGUACCUCCUGUCCGCGGGCACGGACCCAACCAACAUGAUCGAUGAGCUCGCGAAGCGGAAGAAGAAGUUCCCCACGGACAAGGUCUCCAUGGGAGAAGGGCAAGAGAAAGUGGCUCGGGAGAAGAACAAUGCAGCCUUCAUCUCUGGCGGAUGGCUGGUCUUGCAGAAUUGUCAUUUGGGCAUCGAUUACAUGAACGAGGUGGAAGAGACCUUGAUGAAGACGCCUGAAAUCCAUCAAGACUAUCGUUUGUGGAUCACCUGCGAAAUCACCAGUCGCUUCCCCAUUGGCUUGCUUCACUUGUGCAUCAAGGUGACUCAAGAGCCGCCCGCAGGCUUGAAAGCAUCCCUUCAUCGCACCUACACCACGAUGGUCACACAGGAAACCUUGGAUAAGGUGGAUCACGAGAAGUGGCGAGCACUCCUCUAUGCCAUUUCCUUCCUGCACAGCAUCGUUCAAGAGAGACGGAAGUUUGGGCCUAUCGGAUGGUGUGUGCCCUAUGAGUUCAACAAUAGUGACCUUGAUGCUUCCUUGCUCUUUCUGGAGAAGCACCUCUCCUCAACCAUCAUGGUUGGAACACCACUCUCCUGGAAUACCAUUCAGUACAUGGUGGCGGAAGUGCAGUACGGAGGACGGAUUACCGAUGACUUGGAUCGGGAGCUCUUCAUCACCUAUGCUGCGCGCUGGCUUUGUGACGAGAUGUUCAAAGCGUCCUUCGCAUUCAAUAGCUACAACUCGGACUACCAGUACAAGAUUCCGGAGGGUUUAGACAUGAAUGUGUACCGAGACCAUAUUGAAACCAUCCCACCGGUGGAAUCGCCCUUGAUCUUCGGGCUGCAUCCCAAUGCGGAUAUCACUUACCGCUUGAAGGAAGCAUCGGAGAUGCUCACGACCAUCAUCGAGACGCAGCCCAAAGACACCAACGCGAGCGUGGGGAAGUCCAUGGAUGAGCAGGUGAAAGACCAGUGCUCAGAUCACCUGGAAAAGAUGCCUCCAGACUUGGUGGAGGAGGUCUUCCGUGCACAGAUUCACCGCAAGGAUGGCUUGAAGGGCAGCAAUGAGCGGGGGUUCAAGGCGCCCUUGAACAUAUUCCUCUUCCAAGAGCUGCAGCGCUUGCAGCACAUCAUCGGUAUUGUCCGUAUGAGCUUGGAGAAUCUCAUCAUGGCUAUUGAGGGCACAGUGGUGAUGACGGUGGAUUUGUUGGAGGAUUCGAAUUGCGUCUUCGAUGGGCGCGUACCUAAGAGGUGGACCCAUGACGCCUCCGGUGCUGAAAUCAGCUGGUUGCUCCCCACCUUGGGUGGCUGGUGCACCGGGCUCACCGAUCGGUAUACUCAGCUGAUCUGGUGGCUGGAGCACGGGCGGAAAGACUGGAAGUCCUUUUGGAUGACCGGCUUUACCAAUGCGCAGGGCUUUCUCACUGGCAUCCGCCAGGAGGUGACCAGGCAACACAAGAAUCAAAACUGGGCGCUGGACGACGUGGUGACGCACACGGAGGUCCUCCCUUUGGAGUUCGCGGACCGCGCCCACCCACCCGAGGAGGGCCAGAACAUCCACGGUCUCUUCAUCGAAGGUGCUCGCUGGAAUCGCUUGGACGGCCGGCUGGAGGAAUCUGAGGCGAAAAAGCUACAGAUGAACAUGCCGGUGAUCUACAUCACUGCAGUGGAGGUGAAAAGCAAAGGCAACGCAAAUGCGGGGCAAAGCUAUCCUCCACUCAACGCUGCCGUGUAUAAGUACCCGCGCAGAAAUGACAGGUACUUGAUUUUCAGACUCUUCCUGAGAUCUGGUGAUCAUCAUCCGCAUCACUGGAAGCUUCGGGGGGGUCUGCUUGGUGGCGCAGACAGACUGAGCUGCCCCAGUGGCAAAAAGGGACGCCGGUCCGCGAGCGUCGCGUCGACGAGCUGCGCGGAACGGGUGGGGGCGACCGGCCUCUCGCCCUCGGGACAUGAGUUUCGCGGCAAAACGGCUUGGCAAUGA
This is a messenger RNA of Durusdinium trenchii, 14196 nucleotides long. The record is from the annotation of a GenBank genome assembly. Lineage: Eukaryota; Dinophyceae; Suessiales; Symbiodiniaceae.